CUACAUGGACUCAAAAGUUAAGAGAGAAAAAAGAAGUAAAAGAGAGUCAACUGAUUUCUCUCCACAAAUUGCACCGCCCAUUUCGCCAAGCAUGACGAUUGAACAUAAAAGAUUCUUUAUUGGAGCGUUUUGUCUUCUAAUUGUGUAUCAUUAACUUCAACUUAGCAUGCCUUAAUAUUAUAAUCCCCAUUAUUUUUAAUUUAUUAAGAAAAACUCAAUCAUGACACUAUGAAUAAUAAAAAAUACAAGAUAAACUUGCACCAAAAGAAAACCAAACAAAACAACUUAUAUAUAUACACACACUAAACCCAAAUUACGACAUGAAAAACCAAAUACUCUCUCCUAACCCCAAAACCCCCCAAUGGGAAACUUCAAAACCCCAUCAACAAACGACAUCGGAUUUUGUCUUCUCCCCUCGGAACUCAUAGAGAGAAUUCUCAUCGGUUUUGCCUUACCGGAGAUCAUCCGUUUUAAAUUGGUGACCAAAAACAUAGCCGCGAUCAUCUCUAAUCACGAUUUCGUUCGCCAGUUCAAUUCGCGUUGGGGUUCAUCCACGUGGCUCUUUCUCUUCAAGAAACGACGCCGUUGCGAUUCCGUGCUCGACGGCUUUGCCGAUCAAGCCGACCGCUGGUUCCGGUUCUCCAUCUCCGACUUGUUGAAGCCCGCGAUUUUUCCCGGGGAGGAUCUCUUUUUCUUGACGGCAAGUGGGAAUCUGUUCCUUUUUGCCUCCAACACUCUUCAGUCUGUUAUUACCGUUAAUUUAGUUACGAAUACCGUUAAGAAGAUACCUCCAAGUCCUUUAGGCCGACGUGGCACCUGUUCUUGGCGGAGAUCCGCCAUGAAACUGGUUCCCGGUCCAAUCGGGUCGGAUCAUUUCCGGUUCUUUUUCGCGGAAUUGGUCGAACAACGAGUGAUCGUCUUUGUGUACGAAUCAGAGAUUGACAAGUGGCGGUCAAUGGAGGCACAACAGGAUGUCGGUAUUAUGCCACGUGUUGAUGAAAGGGAAGGUAAUUUUAUUUUUCUAACUCUAAUUAACCGUGCAAGUGAGAGCAUAAUAAUUGCGAUCAAGCUCGACACAAACACGCCAAUAAUCCUACGGCCGAGAUUCGAUGGCAGGCGGAACGAGAACAGACAAUUGACGGUUGGAUUCAGCUGGGGAAACCGUAUCGAUCGGCUACACGUGUACGGUGAUGGGUUGAUGAUGAUCGUGAAAUCCGACGGAGCAAACUCGGGAAGUGGAGUUAGGAUGUUGAGUGGGGUAGAGAUGUGGGGGCUGGGAUUAGAGGGAAAUGAGUGGGAGUUUAUAUCGGAGUUACCGUGCACUGUGAUGCAGAAGAUUACAAAGCCUUACGGGGUUAUGACAGGGUGUUUGGAGGGUAAAAAUGGUAUAAUAAAGGGUGUUUUGAUGUCUAACUGCGAGGGAUUGUGGGACAUAAUUUGGAUAUGUUACGACAUUAGGAGUAAAGAGUGGAAGUGGGUCCCACUUCCUGAUUGCAAAAUGAAGGGACUCAAUAUGGCUGGAAUUGCCUUCUCUUCAGGCCUCACACUUUCAUAAACCACUCUUCACAACAUUUGAGUGAAAUGUGUGAUAUGUAUAUAAAGAUGCAACUCACCUUUUUUUCUUCUUUUCCACCAUUCUACAAAUACUUGUAUUUUGAAUUAAUAUUAGCUAAUGUACAAUCUUAGUUAAGUUAACGAUGAACGCGAAUAUAUAUAUAUAUUUAAGGAAGAAAUAAGAGAA
This is a messenger RNA of Cannabis sativa, 1741 nucleotides long. RefSeq lists its product as uncharacterized. Gene Ontology annotation, molecular function: protein binding. The record is from RefSeq and is a predicted model, not a curated record. The coding region runs from base 362 to 1555 and encodes 397 amino acids. The transcript has a single exon. Lineage: Eukaryota; Viridiplantae; Streptophyta; Magnoliopsida; Rosales; Cannabaceae.